Messenger RNA from Strongylocentrotus purpuratus (purple sea urchin), 1070 nucleotides. Its product is annotated as galectin-3-binding protein. Lineage: Eukaryota; Metazoa; Echinodermata; Echinoidea; Camarodonta; Strongylocentrotidae. The transcript has 7 exons. Gene Ontology annotation, cellular component: membrane. The record is from RefSeq and is a predicted model, not a curated record. The coding region runs from base 190 to 612 and encodes 140 amino acids.
UUACUCUAACAUUAUAGCUCACGCCCUUUUAUUUCUAUUUUUACUUCUGUCUCUACAGCCGUGCCCCAAGCCGUGCCCCAAGAGAACGAUAUCCGUCUCGUGACAACGGAAACGACCACCACCCGGUUAGGCCGUGUCGAAGUCUUUCACGGAGGCAGGUGGGGAAGCGUGUGCGACCAAGGCUUCGAAAUGGAAGACGCCAAAGUUGUCUGCAGGCAGUGGGGCUACCCCGCCGGUGUAUACUCAUUAAGGUACUUGGAAUCGAAAUACGGUCAGGGCCGGGGCCCUAUCAUGCUCUCCAACGUGAGAUGCACAGGCACUGAGGCGAAACUGACCGACUGCCCGGCUGACCCCUGGGAGCAAAACCAGUGCACCCGCGACCAAGAAGUCGGUGUUAUGUGCAGAGGAACACGCACCGAACAGACAAAUGCAGCGAGGGAGCUUUAUGACAUGAUAGAACAACUGGAAGAAGCGUAUGCCGAGAAGGAAGAAGCGUACGCCGAGAAGGAAGAAGAUUUUUUCCAGACUCUGAAGGAAGAAGACGAAGCAUAUCAAGAGAAGAAAGAGCUCGAGCUCGUGGCUGAGAUCCUGGCCCAACUCGAGGACAAUUAAAAUCCAACAGAGCAUCCCCCGCUAUAGGGAAACUUCCAUGGAAAGACGGGAUAGAAGGGAAUUAUGUCAGAAUAUGCGCCGAAAUUCCACGUUCCAUUUUUAAAAUUAUUAUAGCAUACAUUUAACUAUCUUGUUGUUUUUGUCAUUCUUCUUCUUCUUUAGAUGCAUGUAUAGCAUUGCUAUAAAGUUUUAAAAAACCAUUUCUUAAGUAUUUCUUAAAUGAGAACAGAGCAUUCCCCCGCUAGGGAAACUUCCAUGGAAAGAGGGGAUAGAAGGGAAUUAUUAUGUCAGAAUAUGCGCCGAAAUCCCCUGUUUAAAAUUAAUGUAGCAUUUAACUUAAUUCUUCUUUUUGUCCUUUCUCUUCUUCCUUUUCUUCUUUAGGUGCAUGUAGCAAUACUAUAAAGUUUUUAAAUUCGAUUGAUUAUUGGUAAAAUAAACUUCAUGAGCAAUUAUCAUAA